GCCUCUCCCAAAAGCGAGCCGAAGCCUUUGCAUACCAUUAAACUCACGUGCCGUUUGUGAAGCUUUCAUGGAGACCUUCAACCGUUCAAUAGCAAAGAAAUGCUCCGCUUUACAAUCAAUAGAAAUAUCUGCAAGGUUGAAAUUUCCUACCCAAGAGAAUGAAUCAUAUGGCGAAUCUACGUCAUCAAUGCGAAGGAAGAAACCGAUGAGGAAACCUUUGGCGGCAAAACAUGUGUACCCCUGUGAUAAUGCAAAAUUGGUUCUCAAAAUCGCACUGCACCGCCUGUUCACUUUCCCAACUAAUUUUGAAAUCGAUUCCCGACCACUGGCGGAAGCUGGACUCUUUUGGGAUCGAGAUAAGGAAGCGAUCAAGUGCUAUUUUUGCAAGAUCGAAACCACGGAUGUAAAUCGCUUUACAGGCAAGACCGCGGGUGAGAUUUUAAAAAUGAAAUCACAUUGUGGCAUCGGCCAAAAAACAUCUAAUAACGUCCCAAUCGGAGGAACUGAGAAUUACAAAUUUGAAUCUUACCGACUUUAUUCGCUCCUGAAAAAGAAGGACUGGAGAUUCGUGACGCCCAAAGAUUUGGCCAAAUCGGGAUUUCACUACACUGGCAGAGAGGACAAAUGCUGCUGCAUUUACUGCAAUUUGGAAGUGCGCGGAUGGCAAGAGGGAGACACGCCCGACGGCGAGCACAAACGUUGGAACCCAAACUGCCCUUUCAUGAAGUACCCUGAAGCCGUCGUCAAUAUCAAAAUUGGCCAAGAAUUAACUGAGGUGGCGAAUGACGCAACUGGAGAAAAUAAACUAGGAACAAAAGAGUUCCCACCUCAUCUUUGUUUGCUUUGUAAUCGCUACACUGUGACUAAGCAAAAUCGUCCCUGCGAACACAUCAACGUUUGCGAUACAUGCAACAAAGAUAUGUGUCCAGAUCAGCUGUGUGGUAAAAAAAUUUUGGAGCAUGUUCCAAUACAAUAAACAUAUUUAUGCAACAAUAAGAAUAAACAUAUUUUGUA
Molecule: messenger RNA, 1014 nt
Organism: Neocloeon triangulifer
Lineage: Eukaryota; Metazoa; Arthropoda; Insecta; Ephemeroptera; Baetidae
Product: baculoviral IAP repeat-containing protein 1-like
Exons: 2
Coding region: 68-976 (302 amino acids)
Cellular component (GO): cytoplasm; nucleus
Source: RefSeq, a predicted model, not a curated record